UUCCAGUGUUUAAUUGAGCUCAACACAAAUUCAACAGUGUUUUCUUCUUAGUGUUCUGUAAUCCAUAUACUUCAUAAUCUGUCCACCUAAAAGUGGCAGCAAGUACAGUGAUCAAGGUUAGAUACAGUUUUACCAGUGAAUUUAAUAAUUUCAUACUUUCACUUCCUUCCACACAGCUGAGAAACUUAGUUGCAUUCUGCAGUAUGUUACAUGACACCAAAACAUGCUCUUUCCAAAGUAAAAAAAAAAAAAAAAAGAUGAAAGAAACCUGAUGUAACCUAAUAAGAAAGAGGAAAUUGAUUUUGCAGGAUUGAGAUCAAAGCAAUAACAUUGAGAAUAAACCACAAUUUUGUAAGUAUCCCAUAUGAACGGACACACACAAACACAAAUCACACUUCGUCUCCUAUUCUACUUGUUAAUCACUUAUCAACUUGUUAAUCUAACUCAUAUUGACCUUUGCUGAACAAGUGUUUGACUUUCGAUUCAUCACUAGACAUGUUUCUCAAGGCAAACCUGAACUUUUUGAGCAUUUCUUCAACUCUAACCGUCCCUUGCACCAAUUAUUAUGAAACCCUGUUCUGAAAAUCAAACCAUAUCUUUUGUAAUCGCAGCAAUUUCACCGCAGCAUGUUAGCAAAUUCACUGAAGCAAUAAAGACCACAAAAUAAGCAAGAUGUUUUCUUCUCCAAAAAUUAUAAGACCAAGAGUAGAAUGCAUAGAUCUGACCAGACACCAUGGUGGUCAACUUCGUACUCAUGCUGUUCUUUGUCCUAAAUGGAGCUGAUGGUACUCAUAUUGUUGGAGGCAGAGACGCUGCCCCCCACUCGCGCCCCUACAUGGCCUCGUUGCAAGUCCGAGGUGUACAUAACUGCGGGGGUGUACUGGUGAGAGAAGACUUUGUGCUGACAGCAGCACAUUGUAACACACCUAGACCACACAGAGUUGUGCUUGGAGCGGAUUCCCUGUCACGUAAUGAGACUACAAAGCAGGAGUUCACUGUUGCCAGAUCCAUUCCACAUCCCAACUAUGAUGGACAUACAAAUGAUAUCAUGCUCCUAAAGCUCAACCGUAGGGCCCAACUGACUGAGGCAGUGCAGCUGAUCUCUCUGAAAAGGGGCAGUGUAAAGAAAUCAAGUCAGUGCAUUACAAUUGGCUGGGGGGAUAUAGGGGAUAAUAAAACCCUAGCCAACACACUGCAGGAAGUCAACGUAACCAUCCUUUCAGGGCGGACAUGUCGUAGCAGAUGGGGACAGGUUCCCAUCGCCAAAUCAAUGAUUUGUGGUGUUGGGGCGAAGGUCUUUCAAGGCUUCUGCUCGGGGGAUUCAGGUGGUCCUUUGGUGUGUGACAGAGCUGUAGCGGGCGUUGUCUCCUUCUCUGGACAGCGAUGUGGAGACCCCAAGACCCCUGAUGUCUACACACGCGUAUCACCCUUCAGGAAAUGGAUUAAGAAAGUGAUAAAAAACAAUUAGGCAAAUUAGUUGGAGUAUUAAUAUAUAUGCUGACUUGUACUCUUCAAGAGAAGGCUAUUAAUAAUAUACAAAUGUGUGGUGUUAUGUUGUUUAAAGUGACCAGUGGGGUGGGAAAAAUUCUUUUCGUCCUUAAGUUUCAAAAGUAUAUUGAACUGAAGGUAGAAAUAAACUAAAAAUGAAAAUGUCUGUAUUAUUCUUUAAAUUGUCCAUCUCUGUUCACCAAACAUUACAAAAAUUAGAAAUUGUGCUUCCUCUUGCUCACUAGUAAUAUACAACAUAAUCAGGAUUAAUUAGCAAGGAUUUCUUUUCUCCAAUCCUGUUUUCUCAAAGUUCCCCCAUUACCUCUAUAAUUUUACAGAACUUGAAAUUAAGGAAAAAAAAUAUCCAGUGCACACAUUUCAUUGUUGUUUUGAAUAUACAUAAUACAUAUUAACACAAUCUCAACCUUGAAUUCUGUAGUUGGCUUUGUAAAGAAAUCUUUCAGAUCAUAGUGGUGGAUUGGUGUGUCAGUUAAAGUACCAGGACACUGAGGUAGACUAGUAUUUCUACAAGUUAUCAGCUGGGACAAAGUAGCCUAUCAUGGCUCACUAUAAAAUAUCAGUGAAGGCAGGUGUCCACAUUUACAAACCCUGAAUGCUAGGUCAGUGAUGAAUGUGAAUGGCUGCCCUUAUGAUAUGGAUUAUGAUGCCCAUGGCACUGAUAGGCAUUCGGUUAAUAUUUCAAGAUCAUUUUAAAAUUUGGUCAUCACCUAUAGUGUGCUGCCUUAGAGAGCCUCUACUUAUGCAAAUAAGUUGUGCAGUCUGAUGGUUUUGGUUGAAAUUGUGAAAACUG
Messenger RNA from Seriola dumerili (greater amberjack), 2299 nucleotides. Its product is annotated as serine protease 57-like. The coding region runs from base 734 to 1468 and encodes 244 amino acids. The record is from RefSeq and is a predicted model, not a curated record. Gene Ontology annotation, molecular function: serine-type endopeptidase activity. Lineage: Eukaryota; Metazoa; Chordata; Actinopteri; Carangiformes; Carangidae. Gene Ontology annotation, biological process: proteolysis. The transcript is spliced from 5 exons.